Seminavis robusta is the source of this 1503-nucleotide messenger RNA. The record is from the annotation of a GenBank genome assembly. NCBI's taxonomy places the organism in Eukaryota, Bacillariophyta, Bacillariophyceae, Naviculales, Naviculaceae.
ACAAGAUCAGAAAACAAAAAGCAGCUUGAAGAACAUUUGGCCAAUGCCUUUUAAAUGAUGUUGGUAGGAGGUGUCAAAGACAAAGCUGGCGGGUUCAAGGACCACUACUGAAAUUUCCUGAUGCUGCCACAUCCACACAGUGAGUAUUAUGAUACAGGGUACAAUUGGGUUAUUGUUCCCAUCAUGACGCUUGAUAAAAUGCGUGCGUGGGAUGGCGGUCAGUAUGAUGUUGCGAUCUUUGUGGGGGAACACUACCACCAAGAAAUGGAGGAGGACGACAAGUACAACAAUUUACAAGAUGGGCCCUCAAAGCACACUGCAGUUGCUGCUGAAAGACGCCUCUUCAGGGACUUGGAUGUAGAAGGUAUCGAGACCUUGACAUUGUUACGGAUGUCCUAACGCGGUUUCUCAAGGGAUUGGCCUACCUCCACACCCGCAGCUGUGAUGAUGCCGGCAAGCCCAUGGAGGUGCCCCCAGACAAGUGGGGAAUCAUUAACUUGGCUGACACGGUGGAGGCUUUGAUGGGAAAGAAGGGGGACGAAACGUCGAAGCGCAUUUUUGAAGAUUCCAAAGCUGGCAUUGAGACACUCAUUCCAGUAUUGUUGACUGGUGAUGCGCCUGGGAUCCGCGUUCCUAAGCGUCCUGUUACAAACUGUUUUGGUGGCAAGCAUGUCUUCAAGGCUACUGUGAAGCAGAGGUAUCCUACUGAUCCGAUUUUGAGUGCUUUAAAGGGUUCUAUCAACUUUAGCCGGCAGUGGAAUAUGCGUCUGAUGUCAGCAUGCUUCGACAUGUCUUGUGCGGUUUCCAGCAACGAGGGACAUUCCUAUGCUACACCGCCGGCUAUGGAUGUGAUAGGGUCGGAAAUUGCAAUCGUGACUCCAGAACUGCCUCCUGGCCAGCAGACUACUGCUGCGGUUGUGACACCCGAUUCACCGGCAGUUGUAACGCCGGAAUCACUGCCUCCAGGCCAGCGUCGGCAAGUGACCAUUGAUGAUGACAGUCACAUCUUCAUCGCGCCUAUCGAGGACGACUUCAGCGACGUCUCCAUCGACGAUGAUUAUUUUGACUGAGCAGUGGCAGAGAUACGCAGAGACCAGAGGUGAGGUUCGGUAGAAGACAAGGUAACCCCAAGAAACUUCAAUAAGUUAACAAUGCAAUAAAAGAGAUCCAAACAUUACGCGUACAUGCGAAGGAAGCGACCUUCGACAAAGAAGCAAUUAAAAGCUACGAACGGGAAAGGUUCAAAAGAAUUAAAUCGUUUGUUGGAGUCAGAGCCCAUGUUGAAACAUCUAAAACCAAAGCCGUCUAUCCCUAACACUGGCUUAUUUACAUGCGUAGAGUGUAUGAAGAGACAAAGAGACAUAGCUUUAACACUCAAUGCACUGCUUGUGGCCAAGACUUCUGUCCGCGCUGCAGUGCAUGGUGGAACGACGACAGUGGACUGGAAUGUUGCUACUCAUGUCGAGGCAGUGUAGUCUAAAUGUUAAUCCCCUUUGUGUCAUU